Molecule: messenger RNA, 3631 nt
Organism: Peromyscus maniculatus bairdii (prairie deer mouse)
Lineage: Eukaryota; Metazoa; Chordata; Mammalia; Rodentia; Cricetidae
Source: RefSeq, a predicted model, not a curated record
AUGACCGUUGAAACUACAGCAGAGAAAGAGGCCGAGCUACAGGAGCAACAGAAGACCCAUCAAGGGUCAAAAUCCCGUGAAGCAGAAGCAUGUAAGAAGAGAGUGUACCAGAGAUCACAGUGUACUGGGGGUCCAGUAUCUCACGUGUGUACAAAAGCUCUCCAUUGGAAGUCGACUCUUGCUGAAGGGCAGAGGCUUCAGAAGGGGGAGAUAAGCUGUGGGUGUGAGGAGUGCAGGAAAACCUUCUUCCAGAACUCACAUGUUACAGUGUGUCAGAAAGCGCCCCCACACAGGAAGCUUUGUGAAUGUACAGAAUGCAGAAAGGCCUUCUUCUGCAACUCAGAGCUCACUAGUCCUCAGAGAAUGCGUACAAGUGAGAAGACCAAUGAAUGUGCAGACUGGGGGAAGACCUUCUCCCCCAAGUCGUAUCUCACUCAGCAUCAGAAAAUGCACACAGGUAAGAAGCCUUUUGAGUGUUCAGAAUGUGGGAAAGCCUUCCGCACUAAGAGAAAACUUACUCUACAUCAGAUCAUUCAUACAGGCGAGAAGCCCUAUGAGUGUACAAGAUGCGGGAAGACCUUCUCCCUCAAGUCAUACCUCACUCAGCAUCAGAAAAUUCACACAGGCAAGAAGCCUUAUGCAUGUGCAGAAUGUGGGAAAGCCUUCUACCGAUCAACACACCGUACUUUGCAUCAGAGAACUCAUACAAAUGAGAAGCCCUAUGAGUGUACAAAAUGCCGGAAGUCCUUCUACUGCCGGGCACAGCUUACUCUGCAUCAGCGGAUUCAUACAGGUGAGAAGCUUUUUAAGUGCAUGGAAUGUGGAAAGUCUUUCCACUAUAAGUCACACCUAACUCGGCAUCAGACAGUUCACACAGAUGAGAAGAAGCCCUUUGAAUGUAGAGAAUGCGAGAAAUCCUUCCACUCCAAGUCACGCCUCACUGAGCAUCAAAGGUCUCACCCAGGUGAGAAGCUCUAUGAAUGUAUGGAGUGUGGGAAAUCGUUCUAUCAGAAGGCCACACUCUUUCUACAUCAGAGGAGUCAUAUCGGCGAGAAGACUUAUGAGUGUCCAGACUGUGGGAAAGUUUUCUAUUGCAAGUCACAUCUCACUCUUCACCAGGUAAUACAUACAGAUACAUGCCCGUAUGUGUGUACAGAAUGUGGAAAGUAUUUCUACUAUAAGUCACAACUCAUUGUGCAUGGACGAACUCACACAGGUGAGAAGCCCUAUGAAUGUGGAGAAUGUGGGAAAGCCUUCUCCCGCAAGCCAUACCUCACCCGACAUCAGCGUACUCACUCAGGUAAGAGCAAUUUGAAUGUAAAAAAUGUGGAAAAGCUUUCUACCGAAAGUCAAAGCUCGAUUAACGUCAGGGAACACAAGCACGUGGCAGGUAUUUUGAAAGAAAAGAAUGCAGGAUUCCUUUCUACUUCAAGUCACAAGUAGCAACAGUGGACACCUCCGAUGAGGAGCCCUGAGCAUGGAAUGAAUGAGAGAACUUUAUACGGAAAGUCAUGGUAGAGAAUGAAUUUGAAUAAGAAUCCUGUGACUGCAAAGUGCAAAGUAUUUCGUGCAAGUCGCAGUUCUGUGGCAUCCGAGGAUACAAGCCGCCCAGAAGCCCUAUGGAUGAGUGCAGUGAAGCUAGGUUUCCUCUAAGUCCCCACUCAGGGCACAUCAUUGCUCACAUACGGACAGGAAGCCUUACAAACGUACAGUGAGGAAAUGCAUUCUCAAGCCACACGAGAGGCCACAUGGAUGAGAAUGUAAGGAGUACUGGGAUUUUUUAUUGUUUACUGAAAUCUAAAACUCAGGGAUAAAUAUUAAAGAAUAAAUCUGAGAAAUGCACAGAGUGGCUGGGAAAUGAUCCUCCCUUUCUACUUCCUCAGUCUAAGUGCAUGCCACCCGUUGGCCCCACCCCUUCCUUCCUGGUCUCCCACUUUCUCCUCUUAGUCCACCACAGAGCUUGACAGCCCAUUCUCGUCAGCUGAAUGUGGACUUCCCUCGAAACUGAAGUUGGCUCCGUUGGUGGUGGUCUUAGAGCAAUCCACACGGGCAGAUCUCCCCCAGCAAAGGAGCCCAGAAAAACUUAGUACAACCGUUAGUCCUGACAUGACAACAGAGAAUGUAGGAUUGUCAGAAGACUGAGAGAUACAAGAAGGUGUGAGACUUAGAAUAAAUCCAUCCUUACUAAGCAUCAGUGGACACCUACAGGAUCGGGACAUCUGCCCGUGAGGAAUUCUGUGUGUGAGAAAAGCCGUACGUGUUGAAGCCUAGGAAUUUAAGGAAUGAAGAGAAAAUUUUAUGAGAUGAUAGGAGCCAAGGUGGCCAAGGUGUUCAUGGCUCCUGCAGUGGGCAGGCAAGUCUCUCCAGAACCUCCCCUCCCCCAUACCAGAUCGCAGCUGACAACCCACAGAUGAGAGGCACUUUGACCCAGCCAGUGGUCCCUCCCACCCGCCCCAUCACCCCUGCAGCCGCCAUGGAGGAGCGGCUGCCACCACCACCACCACUGCCAAAACCUGAGCCCAAGUCUAGCCGUGCCCUACAGUGAGAAUCUUAGAGAAGAGCCUCAGAGAGAAUGGCCGUAUCUUCAGUAAACGUGUCCUGGUGCAUCUGUAAUUUCUUAUCAGAAUCUUUUAAAAAAUAUUUGAAGAUUGAUUCAAGAUGGUGGUGGCCGCCGACACUGGUAGGGACCACAGAGCAGUUUGUAGGGUGAAUCCUUGGUUCCCCUCUUGGGACCUGACCCACAGCAUGGAGCUGCCAUUGCUCCUGAGCUGCCCAAGGGCAGAGAGAUGUGCAGUGGCUUGGAGCGCCAUCGGACCCUGCCCCUGGACACUCUGCCCAGCUGAAAGAUCACUCUGACUGGGAAACAGCAGGAUAUCUGAGAUGAGUCUCAGUGAUAGUCCAGUAGUUAUGGGGCUGCAGAAACCAGAGAUCUUGAACCAGACCAGUGACUCAUUGCAGUAAGUGUUUGCCUGUAAAGCUGUUUGGACAGCAGUUUGCAGUGCCACUCUGAAGACUAAAGGUUCGGUGGAGAGGUAGGAAGGAUGAUGGGAUGGAGCGGCGUGUGAAGAGAGACAGAACUAGAGACAUGGGGCAUAGCUGUGGGCGUGCAGCUGCAUAGGACAGGGGAGCAUGUCCUUGUCAAGGAGGGCCAGCAGAGUGGUGAGCAGCAGCCUGGAGUUCGUGCAGGCUCUACCCCUGAACAUGCUGCCCGGCCCCAGGAUCACCCUGGCUCUGAGCAAUGUCAGGAUGUGCACAGAGAUUGGUUGAUUUCUGGACUGGACCUUCUCAAAAAUCCUCCAUGGUCCAUGCUGCCACCAGAGGCCAUAAUGCUGCAUGAAUUCUGUGUGCUAUAGCUGUGACCAUGCUGGGGUCUGUGGGCUGGGCUGCUGCCAUAGGCUGUUAAUGCUACCAGAGACCAUAUGGGUAUCUGUGGUCCAUACUUCCACUGUGCGGAGCCAUGUUGAUGUUAGUGGUCUGUAUUCCUGCCAGAGUCCAUGUUGAUGUCCAUGGUUCAUGCUACCAUCAGAGGUCAUGUUGGCAUCCAUGGUCCGUGUUGCCUCUUGAGACCAUGCUAAUUUUCUUGGUCUGUACUACUGCUAGAGGACAAGUAGAUGUCUGGAAUGGGCUGCUG